AUGAGGUCUUAUUCGUGGGUAAUUUUUGCCCUAGCGCCCUGCUUUGUAGAUUCCACCGCCAUCGGGUACUCAGAUUCAACACCGUCAACCGUUGCCAAUUCUUCACUAAGCUUUGGAUCUCACUAUGCCGUACUGAAUCUGGAUCUGAUUAAUGCGGUCGUGGGAAGUAUAAACACAACGUCAAAGAGGCAAGCAUUUAUUAAGAACACUGCUAAAUGGAUUGACGCAGUUCACAAGCAGUCUCCUCCUCCGAUCAGCAUCUUCAGUCGUGUAUAUGCCUCUAACAGCCUCAUGCCCGAGAUCUCUACAUCUUCACCCUUUUACAGCGCCCUUGCUGGUCUCGGGAACAUAACAGAGUCUGAUGUGGAAACACAACUCUACCCUGCAUUCAAGCCACUGCCCGAUUACGACGUUGUUUUGCAGAAAAUACGGUACUAUGCGGGGACGGGUAACACGUUGGUUCAAAUCCUGCGCAAUCAAAAGAUUGACACCGUUAUUCUGUCGGGCGUUCGAACUUCAGGUGUGAUGCUCAUAACGGCUCAACGCCUCUUCGAUCUUCAUUUUAAUGUAUAUGUCAUUGCGAACAACACAAUUGAGACGGGAAGUGACGCGGCAAUAAUCAACGAUGCAAUUUUGCAGGAAAUUCUUCCAAAGAUGCCACUUGAUGUUAUUACAGUGGAGCAGGCUAUAGAUGCCUUGCUGCGCUCGAAGGCAACAUAUUACUAG
Molecule: messenger RNA, 726 nt
Organism: Penicillium pulvis
Lineage: Eukaryota; Fungi; Ascomycota; Eurotiomycetes; Eurotiales; Aspergillaceae
Product: cysteine hydrolase family protein
Exons: 4
Coding region: 1-726 (241 amino acids)
Source: RefSeq, a predicted model, not a curated record